Molecule: messenger RNA, 819 nt
Organism: Moneuplotes crassus
Lineage: Eukaryota; Ciliophora; Spirotrichea; Euplotida; Euplotidae
Source: the annotation of a GenBank genome assembly
AUGUUCGAAGCCAAACUUGCUGAAGGAAUUAUAUUCAAGAAGAUUGUAGAAGCUAUUAAGGAACUUGUGAGUGAUGUCAAUAUUGACAUUAGCCCAACAGGAAUCUCCCUACAAGCUAUGGACAACUCCCAUGUUGCAUUGGUAUCCCUCCAGCUUUCUAUGGAUGGAUUUGAAAGCUUCAGAUCCGACAAACCAAUGACUUUAGGAAUUAAUAUUGGAAAUUUGUUCAAGAUCAUGAAAUUGGGAGACAGUGAUGAUUCAAUGACCUUGAAAGCAGAAGAAGAUCCAUCCCACUUGACCAUCAUCUUCGAGAACGAGAAGAAAGGAAGGUUUGCCGAAUUCAACAUCAAUUUGAUCAAUAUCGACACUGAACACUUGAGCGUAAGUGAUAAUGAAGGAGGAUCCCAACUCUCAAUGGCCUCAGGAGAAUUCUCCAAGAUCAUGAAGGAACUUUAUCAAAUCUCAGAGACAGUCAACAUUGAGACCUCCCCAGAUCUCAUCCAGUUCUCAGUAGAAGGAGAUUGUGGAUCAGGAAGUGUCAAGAUUGGGCCAACAGACGGAGAGACUAGAGAAGAGCAAGUUGCUAUUAAGAGUGAUGAACAAGUAAACCUCUCCUUCGCUCUUAGAUAUUUGACCAUGUUCACUAAGGCCAGCGGAUUAAGCUCCAUGGUUAACGUAAGCCUCUCCACAGAAGCACCACUUGUUGUCAAAUACGAGAUUCAGAACUUGGGAUCCUUGCAGUAUUACCUGGCACCAAAGAUCUCAGAUGAAGAGUAGAUAAACUAGCAUUCUCAAAUAUUCAAUUUUACAGUUCAAAAU